AUGGCACCUGUCCGCGCACUGAUCGCGGUCACUAUGGUCGCGGUUCUCCUCGGAUCUGCGACGUCAGCCGGCCUCAACGACACCAUUUACGCAGUGACCGUCAGCUCCCACGUGACCGGGGGGAACCAGGAGACUCUGUGUGCCCAGGUCCGCAGCCCCACUGAGGACAUGACACUGGUCAUCAGCCUGUCUGUGGACUCCACAGACCAAGUCAUCUUAGAGCAGCCUCUCAAAGGCGACUUCUACCGCUGCGUAACAUUUCAGGUUCCCACAGUGCGAUCCUCAACGGUGGCGACCGUUCAGGCGGCAAUUCGAGUCGGGAGCGAGGAGAAAAACCGAAUCAGCAAGAAGACCAAAAUCAUGAUCAAGCCUCCCGCUUUCAUCCACGUCGUCCAAACCGACAAACCAAUCUACAAGCCUGGACAAACUGUACAAUUCCGGAUCGUGUCAAUGGAUACCAGUUUCAUCCCCGUAGACCGUGUGUACAAAGAAGUGGCACUCCAGGAUCCCAAUUCAAAUCGCAUAGCACAGUGGCUGAAUAAGGCCAUCGUUGGCGGCAUACUUGACCUUUCACACCCCAUCAUUCCUGAGGCUCCUCAGGGGACCUACACGAUCACAGCCUUAACGGACAAAGAAGAGCAAAUAUCCCACACCUUCGAAAUCAAGGAAUAUGUUUUGCCUAAAUAUGAAGUAAAGGUUCAAUUGCCUGAUGUGAUAACCAUCCUGGAUAAGGAGGUCACCGUGAGGAUUUGUGCAAAAUACACGUAUGGGAAACCAGUUCUUGGCUCGGUAAAAGCCACUUUUUGCAGAAUUGCCACCGCUUCCUUCUGGUACAUCCGGCAAGGAGAAGAGACCAAGUGCAGGACGUUCGAACUGAAGACGGACAAAAGUGGAUGUGCCACACAAAAUGUGGUCAUGGAGGAGUUUAUCAGCAAAAUCAACAUGCAUGUUCACAGCUUUGAGGUCACUGCUGAAGUGGAGGAGUAUGGCACAGGGGUCACUCUUAGCGGCAGUGGGAGGGCAAGCUACAGCAAUCAGAUCCGAACGCUGACUUUUGAAGAUACGCCGGCAGCAUACAAGCCUGGGAUCCCUUUUGAAGGAAAGGUCAAAAUGGUUGGUGCAGACAACAGGCCUGUUGCCAAUGAGGCAGUCUACUUGUCCGUUGGAGUCUCCGCACCAAUAUUGCUCACAACAGAUCUGAAAGGCAUCGCUCCGUUUUCUCUGGACACGUCUGCCUGGAAAAACUCUGCGAAUCUGAUGGCAAACUCUAGGAAUUCGACGAACGUCAGACCAAGUGGAGUUUCUGAAUUGAGGGUUGAGUACGGGGUUGCGUACCACUAUGUCAAAGAGUUCUACUCCAAGAGCAGAAGUUUCCUGAAGCUCAUGCAGGUCGGUGAGAGCUUGUCCUGCAACAAGGACGCGUCCCUGCGGGCUCAGUACAUCAUCCAGGGCGAGGAGCUGAAGGAGGGACAGGCGGUCCUCGACUUCUUUUACCUGGUGCUGUCCAAAGGCGCAAUUGUUCAACACGGUCGUGUCCCAGUGGCUGUCAAAGCAGGAACAGUUAAUAAAGGAGAGCUGACCGUGCCUCUCGGCCAGGUGAUGGACCUGGCACCAGUGGCCCAGGUGGUGGUUUACACUGUGAUGCCCGGUGGAGAGGCUGUGGCCGACAGCCAGGACUUCCCCAUCCAGCUGUGCCUGAAAAACAAGGUGUCCCUCAAGUUCUCCUCCGUGCAGGAGCUUCCGGCCGGACAGACCACGCUGAAUCUACAGGCCCAGCCGAGCUCCUUGUGCUCGGUCCGAGCCAUCGACCAGAGCGUCCUCCUGCUCCAGGCCGAGGAGGAGCUCACCGUGGACUAUGUGUACCGCCAGCUGCCCAUCCAGAAGCUGUCUGGGUACUUCUAUGAGGUUGAGGACCCUGAGCCUCACCCUUGCUUCCCCAGGCCACUGCCGUGGCCUGGAAUACCUGAACCUGAACUGGAACUAGCACCAGAACCGGAACUAGAACCAGAACCAGAACCAGAACCAGUAGUGGAAGUGCGACUGGAACCUGAACCCACAAAAGCGCCGGACACCGAUUCUCCACUGCCCGGUCGGCAAAAGCGCUCGCUGUACUUCGGACCAUCGCGAGAGAGGGAUGACGUGUACAGCGUCUUUGAAAACAUCGGAGUCAAACUUCUGACAAACUCUGACGUGAGAAGACCAUCUGACUGCAGCUAUUUUAGAAGAGAUUUAGUUCUUUCAGAAGCAGAUGGAGACGUAGAGUCCCUUGUUCCAAUGGCUGUCAACAUGAUGCCACAGAGCCCAGGUGGUAUGAUGAGAGGUAAAGAGGAGGAGAAAAAGGAGACGAUCAGAACAUUCUUCCCUGAGACCUGGAUCUGGGACCUAGUUACUGUGGGCGCCAACGGAUCAGUGGAUAUGAAGAAGACGGUCCCCGACACUAUCACCAAGUGGGCAGCUGGAGCUUUCUGUGUCUCCUCUGUAGGCUUCGGUGUGUCCCCCAACAUCGGGCUGACCGCCUUCCAGCCAUUCUUUGUCAGUCUCACCCUGCCCUACUCUGUCAUCAGAGGGGAGGUGUUCACACUCAAAGCCACUGUCUUUAACUACCAGUCCAAAUGCAUUAUGGUGAAGGUAACCCUGGCCACCUCGGACCAGUACACCUUCAGAAACUGCCACGACUGCCAGUACACGGUGUGUGUGUGCGGAGAAGAGAGCAGGACCUUCUCGUGGAUCGUGACUCCGACCGCUUUAGGGACUCUGAGUGUCAAGGUCAGCGCGGAGGCCCUGAAAACCACCGAACUGUGCGGUAACGAUGUGGUGACCGUCCCCGAUGUGGGCCAGAUCGACACGGUCAUCCGCACCCUGCUGGUGGAGCCUGAAGGAACUCCUCAGAUGGUCAGCCACAACGCUCUGCUGUGUCCUGCAGAGGGACCUUUGGAAAAGAAAAUCUCCUUGCUGCUGCCUGAAAUAUUCGUGGCCGGAUCAGCCAGAGCGUCCGUCUCCGUUCUGGGUGACCUGAUGGGCCGAGCUAUGCAGAACAUAGACAAGCUCCUGGCCAUGCCGUACGGCUGUGGGGAGCAAAACAUGGUGCUGUUCGCUCCCAACAUCUUCAUCCUCAACUAUCUGAACAGCACCGGUCAGCUGACCCAGAGAAUUCUUGAUAAGGCGACGCGUUUCCUGGAGAGCGGCUAUCAGAGGGAGCUCACCUACAAACACGACGACGGCUCCUACAGCGCCUUUGGGAAUCAGGACGAGUCCGGAAACACUUGGCUGACCGCCUUUGUGAUGAAGUCCUUUGGAGGUGCGAGGCCGUACAUCUACGUGGAUGUGCAGCACAUUAACGAUGCCUGGAUGUGGCUUUCUAAAUAUCAAAGGGCCGAUGGCUGCAUCAGUUCCGUGGGGAAGCUCUUCCACAAUGGGAUGAAGGGAGGAGUAAGUGACGACGUGUCCCUGACGGCCUACAUCGCCGCUGCCAAGCUGGAACUGGACGGAGAUGCCACGGAUCCCGUGGUGCAGAACUGCCUGAGGUGUCUGAAGCAAAGCGGGGUCGCUCAAAUGGACAAUCUCUACACGACCUCCCUGCUCUUUUACACUUUCUCUCUGGCCGGAGACGAGGAGAUGAGGAGCAAGCUCAUUACCUUCCUGAACCAGAAGUCCAUCACAGAGGGAGGCACCCGCCACUGGAAGAGGCAAGGGGCAUCUGAUAAAGGUCUGGACUCUCUGGAGGUGGAGAUGACCUCCUACGUCCUGCUGGGGCUGCUCCACCAGCCCUCUCUGGAGGGUUUCGGUUUGGACUACUCCGUCGGCAUUGUCCGCUGGCUCACGCAGCAGCAGAACCCGUACGGUGGUUUCUCCUCCACCCAGGAUACCGUGGUGGCCCUCCAGGCCCUGGCCAAAUACGGUGCUGCCACCUACAGCCCCGAGGGCAGCACCGCCGUGACGGUGACCUCUUUGGGAGGCCUGAACGUCCAGUUCACGGUCAACCAGGACAACAGGCUGCUGUACCAGGAGAAGAAGCUGACCGAGAUCCCCGGGGAGUACACCAUCAAAGCCGAAGGACAGAGCUGCGUCAUGGCUCAGAUCUCCAUGCACGUCAACAUCCCGCCUCCUGCCGACUUCUCCGCCUUCAACGUCUCCACCAGCACCAUGGCCAAAUGCGCCGACAAACCGCCUCAGCUCAUCCUCUUCGUGCACGUCAGGUAUCAGGGCAGGAGGACGGAAACCAACAUGGUGAUCGUCAACAUCAAGCUGCUGUCCGGCCACAUUCUGGAUAAAAGCUCCCUGAAGCUGCUGCAAAGUGACAAGUCUGUCAAACGGGUGGAUGUGGAUGAAGGCUACAUUAACAUCUACCUGGAUGAGCUGAAAAAAGGAGAAACCCGGAUCUACAGCGUGACUCUGGAGGAAGACCAGCAGGUCCGAAACCUGAAACCGGCCGUGGUCAAAGUCUACGACUACUACCAGACAAGUGACGAGGCGGUCACCGAUUACACGUCCCCCUGUGCAGAGAGCGAUGCUACCAACACGGUGUAA
Molecule: messenger RNA, 4527 nt
Organism: Menidia menidia (Atlantic silverside)
Lineage: Eukaryota; Metazoa; Chordata; Actinopteri; Atheriniformes; Atherinopsidae
Source: the annotation of a GenBank genome assembly